CACAACCUUCAGCCUGGUUGUUGGGCUGCGGUAUGGAUGUUUAUUGAUGCUCCUGUUUGGCUUUGAUUAAGUUAGCUACUUUGGUACACCCCAGGCCUUCCUGAGGUUUGGCUACAAUAAUCAAAUUACUGUUAGACCUGACAGGCAAUACUGCCUACCUGCCUUGGAGGGAAACAGACACUGCCAGGUAGAUAACAAACAGGCCUACAACAAAAGGAAAAGGGAAACACUUGCUUGCACAGUAACAAGACGUCGCUGUGCGAGUCAACUCGUUAACAAGGAAGCUAACAUGCUGCCGGACGCCUACGGGUGUGCUGUGGCGAACAGGUUCGGGAAUCUUCUGGAUGAUGACACGGAUCCUUUCGACUUGAUCAACGAAGUGGAAUCAGAAAAGACGAAGAAGAAAAAGAAGAAGAAGGAAGAGGAGGAGAAGAAAGCAAAGCAGAAAAAACCUGGUCAGAAGGAGUCCCAAAGGGACCGACGCCUCCCUAUGGCCCUGGAUGUUCAAGAGCCGGUUCCAGUCCGUAGGCAGCUGCCACGUCCUGCACCUGUGUCUGAGAGUGGGGAGGGCAGAGAAGAAGCCCAGAAGAAAGCUGCUGCUGGGCAGCGUAGGGCCAACCAAGAGGAACCCACACAGGAGUUUUCAGUUUCUAGGCCUUCCUAUAAUUCAGACUUUGAUCUCAGAGGCAAAGGGGGGAUCAAAGGUAGGAGAGCAGGAAGAGCUGGAGGAAAUGCAAGGAACCCGGACUACUUUAUUCUGAGGGGCAAGAGGGAAUACGAUCGGCACAAUGGAACAGGUAUACCUCCUGAUGAUAAGAGAGGAGGAAGAGGAGCUUGGAACUGGGGCUCUGUUGAAGAAGCUGCAAGUGAAUUCAUGGAUGUGACAUCUCCAAUCAAAUCUGAGGAGUCCCAGAUAACUGUAGAGGAAGACAAUCCGAAUCAAGCAACGGAGGAGGAGGGAGAGAUGUUAGUCCAGGUUGCUAUGGAGAUGACCCUGGAUGAAUGGAAGGCCAUGCAGGAGAUGAGUCGUCCCAAAGCAGAAUUUAAUAUCCGCAAAGCAGAAGGCAAGAUUCCCUCCAAAGCCAAGGUCAUCCACGAGUCAAAGCAUGUGGAGACCAUCAAGGUAAAUAUGGAAGAUGAAGGAAACUUCCUUCGCAGGUCUGUGAAUGAUAUCACCUCCCUCUUGGACAUCAAUUUCGGAAGCCUUGGACGUCCCACUCGUGGUGGCCGAGGAAGAGAAGCACGUGGUUGUCCUAGCAGGCGCCCAGAGAGUGUCAAACCGAUAUUGGAGAGGGCGGAGGAUGAUCUGGCACCUAACCCAGAUGACCCAGAAGACUUCCCAGCACUAUCAGCAGGGAGAUAACUGAGUAAAACCUUAUCUCCUGAUGUGACACAUUUUUUGUUUUUGAGGUUUUGGGUUCAAUUGCACGGAAUACACUGUUCAAUAAAUAAUUAUUUUGCAAGGUUAACUUUUUGUUUUGAACGCAUCACUGAGGAUUUAAACUCAUUUUUCUUGUCGGCUGGUUGACAGGUCUUCAAAUAACUUUCGCAUGGGACAGUAUUGUGGAAGUAGAGCCAAAGAGUCAGGCAUGAGACUGCUCUAAACACCCAGCCUUCUUUUUGUAUAAUGGAGGAUAUUCUUAAUAUGGUCUUACAGCUGAGCACAGCAUCUCCACCUACCUGCUUCUCUUUCCAACUGUUAGCAAGGGGCACUCAGUCUGGGGGUUUAAAAAAAGGAUCUGGGAACAACCAUAAUAAUUGUGCUUAAAACAUGUAAUGAAAGGACUAAGCCAGAGACAUACUUGGGUAUACAUUUAUUAAAAAGUAUGAUUCUAUGUGCUUCAA
This is a messenger RNA of Haplochromis burtoni (Burton's mouthbrooder), 1845 nucleotides long. Its product is annotated as intracellular hyaluronan-binding protein 4. Gene Ontology annotation, cellular component: nucleus; cytoplasm. The record is from RefSeq and is a predicted model, not a curated record. Gene Ontology annotation, molecular function: RNA binding. Lineage: Eukaryota; Metazoa; Chordata; Actinopteri; Cichliformes; Cichlidae. The transcript has 9 exons. The coding region runs from base 290 to 1363 and encodes 357 amino acids. Gene Ontology annotation, biological process: positive regulation of translational initiation; positive regulation of RNA splicing.